GCGACAACUCAUAUUUCACCAACCUCAAUCCCAUUUCCAAGAUGGCGAUUCAAAAGAAGGUGCGGAUAGCCCCCAAUCCUACAGCCACUUUUUUAUAUUAACUAAUCCCCCACCUUCAGCACGGAAAAGGUCGUCUCGACAAAUGGUACCGCCAUCCCCGAACUACCCGUCCAAAAAAAUGUUUUAAAGCAGGGAGAAAUACAGCUGAUACUGUAACAGGUACAAGCUUGCCAAACAAAAAGGCUACCGGGCGCGUGCAGCCUUCAAGUUAAUUCAGCUAAACAAGAAAUACAAUUUCCUUGAAAAGUCCAGAGUGCUCAUAGAUCUCUGCGCAGCUCCAGGUUCCUGGUGUCAGGUAGCAGCAGAAUGCAUGCCUGUCAAUUCCCUAAUCGUCGGUCUGGAUCUCGCCCCGAUAAAAUCUAUUCCCCGAGUCACUACCUUCCAGAGUGACAUCACCACAGAUAAGUGCCGGGCUACACUCCGGGGCCACCUGAAGACUUGGAAAGCGGAUACAGUGCUUCACGACGGUGCGCCGAAUGUCGGCACAGCUUGGGUUCAAGAUGCCUUUACACAGGCGGAAUUAGUACUACAGUCUCUAAAACUCGCGACCGAGUUCUUGAUUGAAGGGGGGACUUUUGUGACCAAGGUGUUUAGGUCGAGGGAUUUUAAUAAUCUGAUGUGGGUGUUUAAUCAACUGUUUGCCAAGGUCGAGGCUACAAAGCCGCCGUCUUCUAGAAGUGUUUCUGCAGAAAUAUUUGUUGUAUGCAGAGGUUACAGGGCACCGAAGCGAGUUGAUCCGAAAUUUUUGGACCCAAGGACUGUGUUUGAAGAGUUGCCAGAUCCGACGCCGAAUAAUGAGGCAAAGGUUUUUAAUCCUGAGGUAAAGAAGAGGAAGAGAGACGGGUAUGAAGAGGGAGAUUACUUGCAGUUCAAGGAAGCGCCUGUUAACGAGUUUAUUGAGGCUAUGGACCCGAUUCAGAUGCUUGGUAGCUUGAGCAGACUUUCCUUUGAGAACAGGAAGGGCAGCGAUCUUGCGAUCGCAGCUAUCUCAAAAAUGCCUGAGACGACAAUGGAGAUUAGGCAUUGUUGCGAGGACCUACGAGUUCUUGGUAAGAAGGAAUUCAGAGCAUUACUCAAGUGGCGUCUUUCUGUGAGAGAAAAGGCAUGUUACCCAAUGGCCUUCUUUAGAGAAAAAUCUUGAGAUUCUGAUAGCGCUACAGUUUGGACUGGAGGUCAGGAAGACAAAUGCGAAGCCAGAAAUUACGGAAACCUCCGAAAUCGCGCCAAUGGACGAAGAAAUGCAAAUGGAAGAAGAGCUCGAGCGCCUAAAGAUGAAAGAGGCAGGGGAAAAGAAGCGCUCAAGGCGGAGGGAAAACGAGAGGAAACAGAAAGAGAUUGUCCGCCUUCAAUUACAUAUGACUACUCCUACAGAUAUCGGUCUGGGGCAGGAUGCGGAAGGCAAAUCCAUGUUUGCUAUCAAGAGUGUCGAUAGAGCUGGUGCCUUAGAUAGAAUAACAAAGGGUAAGAUGAACAUUGUGAUUGAGGAGGAUCACAACCGCCCCGGGAAGGGGAUCCACAUGGGCAAUGCACCGGAGGGUGAUAGUGAGGAUGAGACUGCCGAUAGGCUGGAAGCUGAAUUGGACGGAAUGUAUGUUUUCCCCACCCAUCUUUCACGCCUUAUUAAUCACGCGCCAACAUAUGGCAGGUACGAACAAUACAAAGAAAAGAAAGCAGAAACCGACGCAAAGUACAGAGCCAAGAAAUCCCGACAAGAGCACGAAGAUGGCGAAUGGGAAGGCAUCAAGUCAGAUGCCGAAUCAUCCGAUGGCGAAGUUGCACUUGACGACUUUGCCAGCAGUGAAGACAGUGACAGUGAAGGCGAGGAUGAAGCAUCAGGGCCUAAAAAGCUUACCACACACCUUGAUAGCUGUGAUAUUAAGGGUGAAGAUGGACUAAGUAAAAGGGCAGCAUUGUUCUUUGGCCAAGAAAUCUUUCAAGAUAUUAUAUUCGGCGUAUCAGAGGGGGAUGAGAGUGGGGAAGAAGGUGAUGAUGAGGACGACAUAGAAAUGGAAGAUUAUUCUACCGAAAAUUCCAUCAAUGUACAACAUGACGGCAGUGAAACAGGGGCCAACAACGGCUUUGAAACUAAAGAGGAGGAAAACGAAGACGUAGGCAUUGAGAUCGUCAGAGCCCAAAAAGACGACACCUGGGACGCCGAAGAGGAGCUCAUCAGGGAUGGAAAACUCGGUGCAUCCCCUUCCCUGCACUUUGCAUACCAGUCAGCUAAUACCUGCCCACCCCAGACAUCGAAAUAAUAACCGCAGAGGCAAUGUCCCUUGCCCAGCGCCUUGCGACAGGCAAGUCCUCCGCCCACGCCAACACAAUUGACGACAGCUUCAACAAGUACUCUUUCCGCGACCGUGAUGGCCUGCCAGACUGGUUUCUGGACGAUGAGAACAAGCACUCGAAGCCUAACCGGCCCAUCACAGCGGCCGGCGCCGCCGCCAUAAAGGAGAAGCUCCGCGCACUCAAUGCCCGGCCCAUCAAGAAAGUCCAGGAAGCGAAGAACCGGAAGAAGUUUAAGGCUGCGCAACGACUCGAGAAGCUGCGGAAAAAGAGCGCGCUCAUGGCGGAUGAGGAGGGUAUGACAGAGAAGGAGAAGGCGGCGAAUAUUACGAAGUUGAUGGCAAAGGCAGGAAAGAAGAAGCCCAAGGCAAAGGUUAAAGUUGUGGUCGCACGCGGCCCGAACAAAGGACAGGGAAGGCCUAGGGGGGUUAAGGGCCGAUAUAAGAUUGUUGAUGCUAGGUUGAAGAAGGAUAUCAGGGCGCAGAAGCGGAUUGCCAAGAGGGAAAAGAAGCGGUAGAUUGUGACUUGAUGAACUGAUCGAUAUACAGCUAGAGGUGAAUUGGAUUGCAUGGAAGGGUUAAAAGUUUUCUGUUUUUUGUUUUUUUUUGUAUACACAGUACAUUGUAAUUAGCCCCAUGCUCCAAGUGCCGCAAAUCAGCUAUUGGGCAUGGAAUGUAAUAUCGUCAAAUAG
Messenger RNA from Tuber aestivum (summer truffle), 3037 nucleotides. The record is from the annotation of a GenBank genome assembly. NCBI's taxonomy places the organism in Eukaryota, Fungi, Ascomycota, Pezizomycetes, Pezizales, Tuberaceae.